This is a messenger RNA of Carica papaya (papaya), 2456 nucleotides long. Its product is annotated as beta-galactosidase-like. Gene Ontology annotation, biological process: carbohydrate metabolic process. The record is from RefSeq and is a predicted model, not a curated record. NCBI's taxonomy places the organism in Eukaryota, Viridiplantae, Streptophyta, Magnoliopsida, Brassicales, Caricaceae. Gene Ontology annotation, molecular function: hydrolase activity, hydrolyzing O-glycosyl compounds.
UAACAAACCUUUUCAACCUUUCUUCUUCUUCUUCUUCUUCUUCUUUCUCUUUUGUUUUUUUUUUUUUUUCUUCUUCUUUCUUUUUAGUUUCUUGUUUUUUUAAAAAAAAAUUGCAAAGAUAGAGAUAUAUAAAGAGUCUCCAUAAAAAUGGCUCAUUUUUGUUGGAUUGAGUUACUUGUGUUAGCAACCUUAGCUUUAGUGGGUUCAUCUUUAGGAGCAAGAGUUGAAUCUGAUUCUAAUGCCAUCAUCAUUGAUGGACAACGCAAAAUCAUUAUCUCUGGUUCAAUCCACUAUCCGCGCAGCACUCCUCAGAUGUGGCCGGAUCUAAUUCAGAAGGGCAAGGACGGAGGUCUUGAUGCUAUUGAAACAUACAUCUUCUGGGAUAUUCAUGAGCCUAAUCCUCGUCAGUAUGACUUCUCGGGAAAUAAAGACUUCAUCAAGUUUUUCCAGCUGAUACAACAAGCAGGACUUUAUGCAAUUCUUCGUAUUGGUCCUUAUGUGUGCGCUGAGUGGAGUUAUGGAGGUUUCCCUCUAUGGCUUCACAAUACUCCAGGGAUCCAGUUGAGAACCGACAAUGAGAUUUACAAGAAUGAAAUGCAAAUAUUUACCAGCAAGAUCGUGAGUAUGUGCAAAGAUGCUAAGCUGUUUGCACCACAGGGAGGACCCAUCAUCUUAGCGCAGAUUGAGAAUGAAUAUGGAAAUAUCAUGAAGGGUUAUGGCGCAGCUGGGAAAUCCUACAUCAAUUGGGCUGCUCAAAUGGCAGUCAAUCAAAACAUUGGCAUUCCGUGGGUUAUGUGUCAGCAGGAUGAUGCUCCACAGCCAAUGAUUAAUGCAUGCAACGGCUUCUACUGUGACCAAUUCAAGCCAAACAACCCUAAGAGCCCAAAGAUGUGGACUGAAAAUUGGACAGGAUGGUUCAAGCUUUGGGGUAACAGUGAACCGCAUAGACCUGCUGAAGAUGUUGCAUUUGCAGUAGCACGCUUCUUCCAAAAUGGAGGAGUCUUAAACAAUUAUUACAUGUAUCAUGGAGGAACAAACUUUGGUCGGAAAGCAGGAGGUCCAUAUAUUACCACAUCGUAUGAUUAUGAUGCACCACUAGAUGAAUAUGGAAAUUUAAAUCAGCCUAAAUGGGGUCAUCUCAAGCAGCUUCAUGCAGCUAUUAAACAGGGAGAGAAGAUUCUCACAAGCGGCACAGCAACAACUAGGAACGUUGAUCAUAAUAUUGAUCUGACUACAUAUGCAAACAACGCUGGUGAGAGAUUCUGUUUCUUAAGCAACAUAGACGGAUCAAAGGAUGUUAAUGUUGACUUGCAACAAGAUGGAAAGUUCAUGGUGCCUGCUUGGUCUGUCAGUAUUCUUCUUGGCUGCAAAACUGAAAUCUAUAAUACCGCCAAGGUUUACACCCCAACAGUUGUUUACGCCAAGAAAAACCAGGAUCCUACUAAACUUUCAUGGGCCUGGGUACCAGAAGCAAUGGAUGAAACCCUUGAUGGCAAAGGCGACACCAAAGCAAACGAGCUUCUUGAUCAAAAGGAUGCAGCUUCUGAUGCCAGUGACUAUCUAUGGUACAUGACCAGUGUUAAUAUAGAUGCAAAUACACCAAGAAAUGCAAAUUUGCGCGUUACCACAAAUGGACAUGGUCUCCAUGCUUUUGUCAACAAAAACCUCAUAGGUUUCCAGUUUGCAGGAUCAACCAAUGGCCAACAAUCAUUUAACGGAGAUGACUAUAGCUUUGAGUUCCAGAGACCAGUGCAACUUAAUGUAGGGACUAACAUCAUCAGUUUACUCAGUGUAACAGUUGGAUUGGCAAACUAUGGUGUAAGAUAUGAUCUUAUACCGACUGGCUUAUGGGGAAAGACUGUCCAGUUGAUGGCAGGGACUACCACUAUCAAUCUAACAUCAUCAACGUGGUUCAACAAGGUUGGUGUAAAUGGUGAAUCCCAACGACUCUAUGAUCCAUCAUCCAAUGUCAAUUGGAAUUCAAACCAACUUCCUACUGCAAGACCAUUCACGUGGUAUAAGACAACUUUCAAGUCUCCAUGGGGCACAGCACCAGUAGUGGUGGACUUGCAAGGCAUGGGCAAAGGUCAUGCAUGGGUAAAUGGAAACAGUAUCGGCCGCUACUGGGCAAAUGAACUUUCUGGUACUAGAGGAUGUGUUCCUUCAUGUAAUUAUCGGGGAGGCUACAGGUCCGACAACUGUAGGACAAACUGUGGGAAUCCUUCCCAAAGAUGGUAUCACAUCCCAAGAUCGUUCCUCAACAACAAUGUAAAUACAUUGAUCUUGUUUGAAGAAUUAGGUGGAGACACUUCGCAGGUGGCUAUCCAAGUUGUCACCCCGCAAUGAAGAGCAAAUCGAAAUGUCAUCGUCGUCGUCGUACACUUAUUUUGUUCAGAUAAAAAUAAUAAAAAUUAAUAGGCAAUAAAUAUAACAUGUGAAAAAAUAAAAUAUUUUUG